AUGGCUCCUCCAACGGCACAGCAAGAUACCUUCAUAGACGAUUCGGACGACUACUGCCCGUUAUGCGUCGAAGAAUUCGAUCUCUCAGACAAGCACUUCAAGCCCUGCCCGUGUGGCUAUCAGAUCUGCCAAUUUUGCUAUAACAAUAUUCGAAAGAAUCUGAACGGCCUGUGUCCGGCCUGCCGGCGAGAAUAUACCGAUGCUACAAUGGAAUUCAAGCAGGUUUCACCAGAAGAGUAUCGGGCGGAACAGCAGAAACAAUCGCGUAAAAAGCAGGAGCAGAAGCAAAAAGAACUGCAGAAGCGCGAGCUCGAGCAGACAACCCGCAAACACUUGUCAGGCCUUCGUGUUGUUCAGAAGAACCUCGUCUAUGUGACCGGACUGAAUCCUCGUAUUAAGGAAGAAGAUCUACUCCAGACGUUACGUGGCGACCAAUUCUUUGGACAAUAUGGCAAGAUCCAGAAGAUCGUUGUCAACAAGCGAACCGCAGAUAAGGCCCCGACGGAAAGAAGUGCUGGAAUGGGUGUAUAUGUCACGUUUGCGCGAAAAGAGGAUGCGGAGAAGUGUAUUGCGGCUGUUGAUGGCAGCCAGAAUGGUGAUCGAAUCCUUCGGGCGACUUACGGAACGACGAAGUAUUGCUCUGCAUAUCUCCGGAACGAACAUUGUCCGAAUAAGAAUUGCAUGUUCCUUCACGAGCAGGGCGAAGAAGUUGAUUCCUUCACGAGACAAGAUCUCUCUUCUUUCAACGCCCAAUCGUCCCAACGAGCUGCGCCAUCCACUUCAACCUCCCAGAGCUCUCAGAGUACUGCACCAUCCCACCAUCCCCACCCCCCUGCACCUCCUGCACAAUCAACGCCGACCCUACCUGUCAGAGUUCCGACUUAUCAAAAUCAUCCGAGUAUCAAACCAUCAAAAUCUCCAGCCGUACAGGAUCAUGGAUCCCCUCCUCCUUCAGAAUCAUCUGCAUUGCCGUCGUCCGCCAGUUGGGCUGCUAGAAGCACCGGAACUCCCGUGAACAACCAAUCCAGUAAUGCACCUGAAGAAAAACCUACUAAAGGAACGAUCUUACGGACUCACCCUCCUGAAAAGCGGGCAACCCCUGAGCCCAGAAGAGUGGUGAAGGAGACUGCGAAAGAACGCCCGGCGAGCCGUGUUUCAGCUAUCGGGCCUACUUCCCUCGACAGUCCGGAAUCUAGCGAUGCGGCCGCCAGUCGUCCUAAGAGCAAGGCUGAGAGUGCCGAACCUAAACUUUCACAGUCGAGAGCACCUUCUCCACCCGCAAAUAUACCCGCUCCACCCGCAAACCCGCCUGCUCCACCCGCAAACCCGGUUGAGAUCAUGUUGGCGGAAUGUGUUAAACGCAUCACCUCUGGUAAAUUCAGGUUCUGCUUUGAUAAGUCGAUGCUGAGCGAAGAAGACUAUGAGGAAAUCCAACAGAUGCCACCUUUGAUCGACAAAUACGGUGGAGCAAAGCGGAGGGAGAGGCUAUUGAAAGAGCGUGAGCGAGAAAUCGAGGAAGAACGCAUCCGCUCACAGGCCCAGAUCCAACAAGCCCAACAUGUUUCUCCCCUACCAAUGCAUCAGCAAGUUCCGGUCCAGCCUCCGCAGCCUCCGCAGCCUCUUCCACCUAUCUCGCAACAAGUUCAAUCAAGGCAAACUGUAAACCAGAUGUUCACGAUUCAGACCCCCCAGUCCCAGGUCCAGGGACCACGAACUCAGACCCCUGGUUCCGCACUUAGUCAGCAGCAUCAAAACAUAUUGUCGGCUUCCCAGGGCUUGAUGCAACAGACACAGUUGGGUCAGACACUACCUCAACAUCACACACAGCAACAUACUCGGUCUUCAAGCCGAUACAACUUUGAUGGAAUCAAAGCUCCACCACAACAGAUUAAUCACCAACAACUCCUCCAACAGCAACAACAUUUGCCUGGCCAAGGUCUGCUUUCGAAUCAGAUAUAUGGUCUGAACGGUUCUAAUGCAAACGUUCAAGGACCGCCUCCUGGUCUGAAGUCUGCGCAGACGCCACCAAACUUGAUGCUCUAUGGUCACCCGGCUUUCGGGCUCGGCGGAGGCGGGAUGGGAAGCAACAACCAGCAAAUUGGGCAUAUGCCUGGUCACGCUAAGAGCGAGAGCCAGGACUUGAUGCAAAUGAUGAGGAGCGGCGCUGGAAAACGUAAGUCCCAUCUCUCCCUUCUAGGUGUCCCGAGGUUACAGCGCCAGGCUGAAAUGGCGAUGGGUAAAGAUGCGGAUCCUGCGAUCCUUCAGUCGCGUCUUGGGCCUCAGCAGCAUCCGUUGCAGCAUCAACUCGGUCUCGUUGGUCAUAAUCAACAAGUAGAACCCGUUGAUGAAAUCAUCCCCUCCGCAGAAGAACUCGAGACGAUCGAUAAACUUGUAGAGGACAGAACAGAGUUUGUGCCGGCUACGCCCCCCGCUGUUAGCACGCCAUCUGCACUCCCUCCCCUUCGUCCCCAAGAUGUCCCUGUUUUGCCUGCUACACCUCUGCUGGAUUACGCAACUGUAGGCAAAGCAAAGUCACCCAUGGUAAAGGCGGCCACGCCCGUCACGCCAAAGGUGCAGCCCGUGGUUUCGGAACCUAAAUCUAAAAAGAAGAAGGAUGACAAAGCGCAAGCCACACUGACUAUGGCGGCUGUGGCUAAAGCCCCGCCCCCGCCUCCUACCCCUAGUAAAACCACGUCAAAGGAGCCCGCCGGGAAGAAGGCGAAACCCCCCACUUUGCCGCCUUUAGCUGCCGUCGUCGCUGCUGCUACAGCUGAGCAUUCUCCCACGUCUGCUAGGUCACCGGCGGCCGCGAGCCCAAAGAUUCUCAAGCUAGCGGCGAUCAACCAGUCGGGAGAUGCAGGACCAUCAAGCGCUGCAUCUUCAGUUCCUCCAACACCUUUGUUGGCGACUGCUGCUCCAGUCCCCACAUCUCGUGCCCGCACUAUGCGUAUUGUUUCGUCUACUCCUUCUGUAGAAAACAAAGCGAAGGGUGAUGGGAAGGACAAAGAUAGUAAGUUGCAAGAUGGCCCUGCUAUCGCAAACACGGCUACAAAACAAGUUACCAGGCCGGCUACACCCGCUAGCGAGCUCAUCAGUGAUACUGCUUCGACCACCUCGAGUAAGCGUGGUAGUAUCAGUAGUCCAAUGGUUCGCAGCGACUCCAUCGCAUCUAGUACGCUUGCAAUUGCCGGGAAAGUAAAGUCUAAGUCAGCGUUGAAGAAGGAACGCCAAGCACUUGCGAGAAAAGAAGAAAGGGAAAGAGAGAAGGAGAAGGAAAGAGAAAAGGAAAAAGAUAGCGCCCCAAUCCCUAGCCCUACCGUCGAAGAUCAUGCACCGGUCGUUGCCCGUGCUAGGAAGAAGGAGAAGAAAAGUAAGGCAGCUGCUGCUGGUAAGACCGUCAAGACAACCGCUUUGCCAGCUUCUCCGGGGAUCCUAACGCCAACCGGCAUCAGUCCCGCCGCGGCUACUGCUGCUGCGGCUGAGAUUGAACACCGUGAUGAUCGCUCUAGUCGCGCGGGAAGUGUUAGUGUUGCCGCUCCAAGUGAAGCACACCACGAACAAGCCAGUGCCGACUCGGGUAAUAACGAUGCAGAAAGCGAGCCCAAUAAGCCGGAUAUUUCUUCCACAAUCAAUGCAAACGAUAUCAUAACUGCGCUGAAUGAAUCUCGGGAAAUCGAUUUUAUGGACCUCGAACUUCUUAAGCCAGUUGUAGGGCUUCAGCAUCGGUUCGAGAUCAAUUCCGCAGAGAUAUCAGAGUUUGCAAAGAGACUUAGCAUGGUAGCUGCCUCAGCGGGCGAUGUUGGUGACCAUCAGAUUAGUGUUGAGAUUACGACGAAUCCUGCUGCAAUCGCUUCUGCAGGUUCAAAUUCUCAGCCAAAUAAGGGCGGUGCUGCGACCACUCGGCUCAUCGUUACACCUGGUGGAGUUAUGCUCAAGGGACUAAGCGCAGAGCAAGAAGCGAAGUUUAUCAGGCUCGAGGAAAGGGCAUCUAAGACACCGACUCCGUUCAAAUCGUCCGACCUGGCUAAAGCGACGUUUCCAGUUGCUAAGAAGGAACUGGCAACCACACUAGCCGAGACUUUGGCGAGCAAAGCCGCUGGCCUUGCGGAUUUGAGCUUGGAGGACACAUUGGCCUAUCUUAACCAAUUAAACCAAUUCUUGGAGUUCUCCCCAGAAACCGCUGCCGCAGCAGCAGCAGCAGCUAGCCAGCUUGCCCAAGCUCAUACGCAAUUUACAACGGGGAGGUUCCAGCCGGCCCCGAUACAACAAGGUCCAAUUCCUUCCUCCUCAAAAGUACUUACAAAUUCUCCUUCGUCCGGUUCUAAAAAGCCUGGGAAAACCCCUCCGUCUACGGCCAUAGGGCCUCCACCUGCACCAAUCAAUCCCGCAAGCGUUGCUUCAGCUGCUGUUGCCGCAGCCGCAGGCUCUCUCGAGCAGAUGCUUAUGGUUGGCUUUCAAUCUGCGUUUAAUAGUAAACCGAUGACCGAGAGUUCCAUGACAGCGGAGGAGGCCGAGAAGCUGUUGGUCAUGAGUAGGAAAGAAACGGAAGCUUACGAAAAGAAGCUGAAUAAUUUGAUGAAGAGGAACAAGAGGCUCAUAUUUGGGGCCUUAGGAUUACAGGUUUAA
Orbilia oligospora ATCC 24927 is the source of this 4626-nucleotide messenger RNA. RefSeq lists its product as uncharacterized. Gene Ontology annotation, cellular component: CCR4-NOT complex. The transcript is spliced from 5 exons. The record is from RefSeq and is a predicted model, not a curated record. NCBI's taxonomy places the organism in Eukaryota, Fungi, Ascomycota, Orbiliomycetes, Orbiliales, Orbiliaceae. Gene Ontology annotation, molecular function: RNA binding; ubiquitin-protein transferase activity; metal ion binding. Gene Ontology annotation, biological process: protein ubiquitination. The coding region runs from base 1 to 4626 and encodes 1541 amino acids.